Messenger RNA from Magallana angulata, 902 nucleotides. Its product is annotated as asialoglycoprotein receptor 2-like. NCBI's taxonomy places the organism in Eukaryota, Metazoa, Mollusca, Bivalvia, Ostreida, Ostreidae. The coding region runs from base 75 to 869 and encodes 264 amino acids. The transcript has 7 exons. The record is from RefSeq and is a predicted model, not a curated record. Gene Ontology annotation, biological process: cellular response to molecule of fungal origin. Gene Ontology annotation, molecular function: (1->3)-beta-D-glucan binding.
UGUGACGUUGAGCAUGUAUAUAUAGUACACAAUAUUUAGAGACGAAAGAACAGUUUCUUAAAGAUACUGGAGCCAUGAAGUCGUUUGUAGCUAUCGUUCUUAUAAUUUGUCUUUGGGCAGUCGCAAAUGCCAGCUAUGAUAAUGCCCCAAAAUACAAUGCCUUUGGUUAUGCUGCCGCAAAGCUCACUGGCAGACACUGUCCUCCCGGAUGGCUCCAGUACCACCAGAGCUGUUACUACUUCAGCAGAGACAGGCUGAGCUGGUGGCAGGCUUCGAUGAAAUGUGCUUCUAUGGGAGGAUUCCUGUGUAACAUUGAUGAAGCUCACGAGAACACUUACAUCAGACAUCACCUUUCUAUGUACCAAGCUGUCCAUGCCAGCUAUGAUAAUGCCCCCAAAUACAGUGCCUUUGGUUAUGCUGCCGCAAAGCUCACUGGCAGACACUGUCCUCCCGGAUGGCUUCAGUACCACCAGAGCUGUUACUACUUCAGCAGAGACAGGAUGAGUUGGUGGCAGGCUUCGAUGAAAUGUGCUUCAAUGGGAGGAUUUUUGUGCAACAUUGAUGAAGCUCACGAGAACACUUACAUCCGACAUCACCUGUCUAUGUACCAAGUAUCCCCUGGGGCGUGGUUCGGUUUGAACGACUGUUUGUAUCCCAACGUCCACAGAUGGGGCUGGGGAUUCUCCAACAAACGAUGCCACAAGUUUGACUGGUAUGCUGGCGAGCCUGUGUACCAUCAGAAAGGAGACUAUAACUGUGGUAUCUUCUGGAGCAGCUACAAAUAUCACUGGCAUGUCGAUAGCUGUGCACAGAGAAACUACUACGUGUGUGAAAUGAAGAUGGGCAAACCCUGCAAGUGUCAAUACUAACAUUCGAAAUAAAUAUUCAAUUCUGAAAAUCUA